AAUCCCGGGCGUAUCUAAUAGUGGCCUCCUCGGGCCAGUGGAACGAUUCUCGCCCUGCAGCCGAAGAUGUGGAGCCUCCGCCUCUCCUAGACCACGUCCACGCCCUAAAGCUUUUGCGGGGUACGCAGAUGGACGACUACUUAAGUAAACCAACCACCAACAUCGACUAAGAACCUUAAAUCGACCGUCGCCAUCUCUACACUAAAAACUACUGCCAAUCGUCACCACCCGCCCAAGAGAAAAAAAAACGAAAAUGUCAUCAGCAUCGCAAUCCCUCCGCGAGAAGCAAGCACCCAUAAAAGCAGGCUACCGCAACGACCCCGCUACAGCCCUUGUCACUCUAAAAUCAACCGGCUCCCUCGACUCAACCUCGAUAUCCUGCAAACUCUCCACAGGCGCCUCCGCAAAAGAAGCUUCGCGGAUCGCCGGCCUACACCCCAAAGCUGGUGGGGAUGACCCCGGUAUCUCUGGUGAAUUAUGCUCUGGCGACAUGCUUCUAGACGCGCUCGUCGCAUGUUCAGGUGUCACGCUCAAAGCCGUAGCCACUGCUCUCCAGAUCCCGAUCCUCAGCGGUACCGUCACCGCAGAAGGGGACUUGGAUUUCCGCGGGACGUUGGGUGUGGAUCGGACUGCGCCCGUGGGUAUCACGGGGAUUCGGCUUUUGUUUGAUGUGGUUUUCGGGGUAAAGGAGAAUGGAGAGGAGGUAGGGGGGAGCGAAAUUGAGAGUUUGGGAAAGUUGACUGAGAGGUAUUGUGUUGUGCUGCAGACGCUGGUUAAUAAGCCGGAGAUUCGGGUGCAGGUUGCGGGGAAGUGUGAGAAGGAGGCGGAAAAGGGGGUUGGGAGGGAGUUGAAGUGGGUACAUAGUGCUUAG
Periconia digitata is the source of this 871-nucleotide messenger RNA. The record is from the annotation of a GenBank genome assembly. Lineage: Eukaryota; Fungi; Ascomycota; Dothideomycetes; Pleosporales; Periconiaceae.